AUGAAUGUGAAGUGCUUACAAUAUACCUGCGGAUGUAGUCAGAUAAACUUCAAGUCCCAAGAUCUCUGGGAGCUCAAUGCCUUCGAAGCCAUAAACCUCCUCCGGAUUUGGACAAACGGCCUUCGAUUGUUCCCCCACGUCGAACAACUCGGACUGUGGUAUUCAACCACCUACGAAUUUCGGUUCAUCCUCCCGCUAGCCGUCCUUCAUAGAAUCUCAAAAUAUGAGUUCUACCCCCGGCUCCGGCUGCUAUCUAUUGAUAACAACCAAAUCCAUUCCCAUGAAUUUGGAACCAUCAAACGGUUCAUGUACAAACAAGACAUUGAGGCUGCGAUCGCUUUAUCACCCGAAAAUAGAGAAUUUCUAGCGCCGGCUUGUAACCCGGGUCUAUACCAUGAAAACGCAAUCCCCUAUCCCCCCAGAGUCCAGAGUCUAUACAUAACCGACUCGGAUGGUGGCUCUUUCGACCUCUCAAGGGAGAUCAAUCCCCUCCCGACCCUGUUAUUUUCCCGCAUGGCCGCUUUGGGUGGUACUUUAAAAUAUCUUUUCAUCUCUACCGGAGCACUCCUCCAUAACGGUAGACUACCUUCUCCAAUUUUCCCAUCUGUUGAGGAACUCUGGAUACGCUUCUAUGGACCGGUGGGCGUGCCCAUAGAGGUCUACGAUGAGAUUGCCCUCCGCUUCCCAAGCCUUUCACACCUACGAAUAGACGAUUUCACAUGCGAUGGGUAUGAUGUCAUUGACGUGAUAGAUAUUUAUAUAUGCCUAUCUCGUAUCCAGAACCUUCGGAAGGCAUUGAUACCUUGGCCACGUUGGGCAUAUAAUAUGGACCUACCAGGUGACGAACUUGUAGAACACCUGGUGGCCGCUGAAGGGUUUGGGAAAAUUGACUACAUUGAUUUUAGAAGUUUGAAUUGCUUUUCCGAGGAAGGGUUGGAUGGGAAUAGACAGCCUAGGAUGUGUAGGGUUAGUAGGAAGGAAAGGAGAUUCUGGGAAAGGUAUUAUAUGCCUGGGCACUAUGUGGCCUUUGACGAUGAAUAUUGA
This is a messenger RNA of Orbilia oligospora ATCC 24927, 1044 nucleotides long. RefSeq lists its product as uncharacterized. Lineage: Eukaryota; Fungi; Ascomycota; Orbiliomycetes; Orbiliales; Orbiliaceae. The record is from RefSeq and is a predicted model, not a curated record. Bases 1 to 1044 code for a protein of 347 amino acids. The transcript has a single exon.